CAACCUUUAUAAUAAGUAAUGACCAAUUUGGAUAAGAUAAACAGAUUACGAUUAAAAUAGAUUGCGAUAAAACGAUACAAGGGAAUAACACUAGCCAAUUUUUUGUCAUUGUGAACCAGCACGAUCAUGGGGGCGCGCUGGUUAUUGCUACUUUUAGGGACAGUCCUGGUCCAGGGCACCCUUAGUCUAAGUCCGCUUCCUGUACCGGAAGAUGAAUGGGAGGAGUUCUACAGGGUUUUGAGAGAUCCAGCAUACCGUCUACCGACGACGACACGCCCCCGCCACUACGAAGUAUCCUUAACCCCUUACUUCGACAUAGUUCCAAUUAAUACACGACCGUUCUCUUUUGAUGGAGAAGUCACUAUCUACAUCAGCCCAACUGUGACUAAUGUUAAUGAAAUCGUUAUGCACUGUAACGAUCUAACCAUCAAUUCUGUAAGUGUCUUGCGCAAUAAUGUAGAAAUCGCGACACCAGGACAAUCGCCUACUUGCGAGAUGCCCUUCAGCUUCCUUAGGAUUCGUACAAACACGCCUCUGCAACUUGGACAGGAGUACGUCGUUAAAAUAACAUUCAAUGGCAACAUUCAGACCAAUAUGAGAGGUUUUUACAGAAGCUUCUAUCAUGAUAAUUCAGGAAGAAGAUGGAUGGGUACAACGCAGUUCCAGCCAGGUCACGCUCGCCAGGCCUUCCCCUGCUAUGACGAACCGAGCUUUAAGGCCACCUUCGACAUUACCAUUGUAAGAGAGACCAGCUUUAGUCCCACAAUUUCUAACAUGCCUAUUAGAACAACAGGACAGCCAAUCAACGGUAGAAUUGCUGAAACGUUUUGGACUACGCCCUUGACUUCUACAUAUUUACUGGCUUUCAUCGUGUCACACUAUGUCGUGGUCGCUUCUAACAAUAAUACUGCACGACCAUUCGACAUUUACGCUCGCAACAAUGCUGGCACAACUGGCGAUUGGUCUCUUGAAAUCGGAGAACUUCUUUUGGAUGCCAUGGAGCGGUACACUCAGAUUCCUUACUACACAAUGGCUCCAAAUAUAAAUAUGAAGCAAGCUGCUAUACCAGAUUUCUCAGCCGGCGCUAUGGAGAAUUGGGGUCUAUUGACAUACAGAGAGGCGUUGAUACUGUUUGACCCUAUUAGAUCCAAUAAUUUCUACCGGCAGCGAGUGGCAAACAUUGUUUCUCAUGAGGUUGUUCAUAUGUGGUUUGGAAAUCUUGUCACUUGUGCCUGGUGGGAUAACCUGUGGCUCAAUGAAGGUUUCGCCAGAUUCUACCAGUACUACCUCACGCAGUCGGUUGCACCUGAGCUAGGCUACGACAUUCGUUUCAUCGUGGAGCAACUGCAAACAGUCAUGAUAUCAGACUCGAUUGACACCGCGCACGCCCUCACAGAUCCUGAUGUUAACAGCCCGUCCCGCGUCAGCGCUCACUUCUCCUCUAUCACGUAUGCCCGCGGCGCCUCGAUCAUCAGAAUGACGCAGCAUCUGCUCGGAAACGACACUUUUGUUAAGGGUCUACGUUAUUAUCUAAGUGCCAGGAAAUUCGAUGUUGCUGAACCUCAUCAUUUGUUUGAAAAUCUCGACGCAGCGGCAGCGGAAGACAACGCCUUGUCAGCGUACAAUGGCAUUACCAUUGACACUUACUUCAGGUCCUGGUCAGAGAAAGCCGGUCAUCCACUGUUGACAGUUAUUGUUGAUCAGAGAACAGGACAGAUGAAUGUAUCGCAGACUCGUUGGGAACGUAACACCGGCGUGUCGCAAAACCCCAGUCUUUGGCACAUACCUAUUACUUGGACAAGAGGUGCAUUACCUGACUUCGAGAACCUGAAGCCCUCACUUAUUUUAUCAGCACAAACUACUGUGAUCGACAGAGGCAGUACUGGACUGGAAUGGGUGAUUUUCAACAAGCAAGAAUCUGGUUUCUACAGAGUUGAUUACGAUGAUACCAACUGGGCUCUACUCACAAGACAUUUAAGAAAUUUUGUUGAAAGAAGUGUUAUCCAUGAACUGAAUCGAGCUCAGAUCGUGGAUGACCUGUUCGCGUUUGGUAGAGCGGGUACUAAGAGUUAUGAAAGAGUGUUCAACAUCUUGUCCUUCCUAGAAUUCGAAAGCUCUUACGGUCCUUGGAUUGCUGCUAUUAACGGCUACAAUUUUGUCCUAAGACGACUUGCUCAUGAUACUACUAGGCAAAAAUUUAUGAAGGAUAUUAUUAUUCGACUAAGUGGUGCACUAACAAGAAGACUGGGCUAUACCGAACUACCCGCAUAUUCCUACAUGGACAAUUUGCUUCGGAUGUACUCUCUCACGUUCCUGUGUAACAUUGGUCACGAUACGUGUGUGUCUGAAGCAAGACGGAACUUCCAAAACUGGAGAUACGGUGGUGCAUUCAUUCCCCCAAAUAUGCGUCCUUGGGUAUACUGUACCGGUCUCCGUUACGGUACCGUCGACGAUUUCCAGUACUUCUGGAAACGCUAUUUAGGUGAGAAUCUUGCGAGUGAAAAGGCUGUGAUGUUAGAAGCGGCUGGUUGCACGAACAGUAUUGUAAGCUUAUGGCAGUAUCUAGAUGCUAUUGUUGCUAUGGAUGAUGCAGUACGUGAACAAGAUUACAAUACAGCUAUGAAUUCAGCUGUCUCUGGAAACGAAGCUAACACAAUGUGGAUGUUCGAAUGGUUGCAGAAAAACGUUAAUAGAACUAUUGCAGCGAUGGGCAGCGUAGCGACACCAGUCAGUUACAUAGCGGGUCGACUCCUCAAUGAACGACAAAUAUCUGAGUUCCAAGCAUGGCUGGAUGAUAAUCGCAAUAUUAUUGGUGCUGCAUACGACACUGGUGUGAACGGUAUUGCUGCUGCUAGAACGAACCUCGAAUGGUCAGCGCGUCGCAUUCCUGAAAUGGAUAUUUACUUCCGAAGGGGUUAUGAAGAAGAUGUUAUUGAAGAUAUUAAUGACGGUGGUGAGGAAGACGUUGCUCCUCCGGAAGUUAGCACAGAAAGACCUGUGGUAACACCGGAAGGGGAUAAUGAUACUGGAUCGGCUAAUACUGCGGUUCUCAGUAUCGUGACACUACUUACCGCUGUUGUUGUUAAUAUUAUGGUAUAAUAUAUUAUUGGGUCCAAU
This is a messenger RNA of Papilio machaon (common yellow swallowtail), 3117 nucleotides long. RefSeq names its product membrane alanyl aminopeptidase-like (gene Apn1). Gene Ontology annotation, molecular function: metalloaminopeptidase activity; peptide binding; zinc ion binding. The coding region runs from base 127 to 3099 and encodes 990 amino acids. The record is from RefSeq and is a predicted model, not a curated record. Gene Ontology annotation, cellular component: cytoplasm. Gene Ontology annotation, biological process: proteolysis; peptide catabolic process. The transcript has 14 exons. NCBI's taxonomy places the organism in Eukaryota, Metazoa, Arthropoda, Insecta, Lepidoptera, Papilionidae.